AAUCACUUGAAGUGAUUCACUUCCCAGAACUCGAAGAAACUCCAGGACAGGGAGUCUUUCGGUUAGGUUUGGAUCUCAAGAUUGUUCCACAGAGAACCUGUGGGAGCAGUGUGUGAAGGUUAAAGCAGCAAGCAUGGCAGGCAACGAUGCCGGCCGCACGACGGCGCAGCUGCUCCAAUUUGUGGCCGCAGAGCUCCAAGGCGCCUUCUCUCACAUUGGCAGGGCGAUGGCUACCUAUUCCGAGACGGGUGCCUUGCCUCCUUCCAUGUUCGGGGCUCCAGCGGCCACCAAAACGCGCAAGAGGAGGGACAAGGGUCACAAGCGCAAGCCAAGCGCAUUCAACAAUUACGUGAAGGAGAAGAUGGCAGAGAUCCGUGCCAGUGACAAUGAUGAUGAAGACCACGCGACGGCCAUUGGCACCAGCAUCUUCUCUCAGGCGGUGGACGAGUGGAAGAAGCUGUCAGACGAGGAGAAGAAGAUCUACGCUGAAAAGUACAAGGCUGAGGAGGGCGAGGAGGAGGGUGCAGAGGACCUGGAAGGGGAUGAGGAAAUGGAAGGGGACGAAGAGGGUCACGACGAGGGAGAAAACGACGGCGAAGAGGAGGAGCCUGAACAGGAGCCGGCCCCCCAGGAGCCUCCCAAGGUCGAGCCCCCGCAGGCCGCCCAGCCUGUGAGUGCCAAGAAGGAGAAGAAGCGCAAGGGUCCAAAGGCUGAUGAGCCCAAGGCACAGGCUGCGCCGGAGCAGCCGGCUGCGGACGAGCCCAAGUCAGACAAGAAGAAGAAGAAAAAGAAGGACAAGUAGAGGAUGCAAACCGGGCACCUUGUGCACUCGGCGGAUCUGUCCUGGUGGGCUGGCAAUGUGCUCCUUGUCGUUUACAUUUGUUGAACUGGAGAGGGAAUGGGGAAAGAAAGAUCACCAGCAUUUUGCCGGCCCUGUGCAUCUGGCACUUCACCUCGAACUGCAUCUGCUCUUACGGCCCAUUCUCCUUGCGCACCAACCCCAUGCGGGUGGAGAACCCCGUG
Molecule: messenger RNA, 1023 nt
Organism: Coccomyxa subellipsoidea C-169
Lineage: Eukaryota; Viridiplantae; Chlorophyta; Trebouxiophyceae; Coccomyxaceae
Exons: 4
Coding region: 134-802 (222 amino acids)
Source: RefSeq, a predicted model, not a curated record